GUUUUUGCCAAAUUUUUAAGUAUUAGAUUAACGAAGCCAUAGGUCAGACUAUCAGAACCAAUAUUGGUUAGAACCAAACCUUUAUAUUACAAUCUGCAUGUUUUCUUUCCUCUGUUCACACCGCCGAAACGAAAAUGGGUCGAGUCAGAACAAAAACAGUUAAAAAGGCUGCCAGAGUUAUCAUAGAAAAGUAUUACAUGAGAUUGACGUUGGAUUUUCAUACAAACAAAAGAUUAUGUGAAGAAAUUGCUAUAAUUCCAAGCAAACCAUUAAAGAAUAAAAUUGCUGGAUUUGUUACCUUACUAAUGAAGAGACUUCGCCAUAGCCAAGUUCGUGGAAUUUCCAUAAAAUUACAAGAAGAAGAAAGAGAACGCAGAGAUAAUUAUGUCCCAGAAGUUUCAGCCUUAGAGCAUGAUAUUAUUGAAGUUGACGCAGAAACUAAAGAAAUGUUGAAAAUGUUAGAAUUCACUAAUAUCCCAGGACUUCAAAUUACUCAGCCUACAACUCAUGGAUUCAGGCGGUCCUAAUUUGUAACACUAUUAUUAUAUUACGUUGUGUUACUAAUUUUAUAUAAAAUAAAAAUGUAGACAUAAUAUUUUAUGCAAAAUACCAUCA
This is a messenger RNA of Phymastichus coffea, 615 nucleotides long. It is a transcript of the gene RpS17, whose product is annotated as small ribosomal subunit protein eS17. Gene Ontology annotation, biological process: translation. Lineage: Eukaryota; Metazoa; Arthropoda; Insecta; Hymenoptera; Eulophidae. The transcript has 3 exons. Gene Ontology annotation, molecular function: structural constituent of ribosome. The coding region runs from base 135 to 527 and encodes 130 amino acids. Gene Ontology annotation, cellular component: ribosome. The record is from RefSeq and is a predicted model, not a curated record.